AUGAGUCGCACAUUACCGACACGGCAGGCUGAGGAGCUGCACAAAUCCAUUAUAGCUUACCUUUCAGCUAAUAAUUUGCCAAAAUCUGCUACUGCCCUUCGAGAAGAGGUUGGCCUUGGCGAAGAUGUAUACGAUGUCGCCACCGAGAAGAAGUACGAGACGCUCCUUGAGAAGAAAUGGACAAGUAUUGUGAGGCUACAGAAGAAGAUAAUGGACCUCGAGUCACGAAACGCAUCGCUCCAAUCUGAACUCGAUAAUGCCACGCCUACCUCCCUAUCGAAGCGAAACCAAGACCCGAAAUCUUGGCUACCUAGAAUACCAUCAAGACAUACCUUAGAGGGCCACCGAGAAAUGAUCAACUGUAUUGCUUUCCAUCCUCGAUUUUCGACAAUUGCCUCGGGAUCUGAUGACUGCACCAUCAAAAUUUGGGACUGGGAACUAGGCGAACUAGAACAAACAAUCAAGGGCCACACACGAGCCGUAAAGGGCCUUGAUUACGGUGGUCCCAGAGGUGCUACGUUGUUAGCAUCAUGCAGCUCAGAUCUCACAAUCAAAUUAUGGGAUCCGUCAGACCAAUACAAAAAUAUCCGAACCCUGUCUGGCCACGACCACAGCGUUAGCGCGGUUCGCUUCAUAUCAUCCGGUUCGGGAGGCUCCCAGGCUUCUGCAAAUUUGCUGGUCAGUGCAAGCGCGGACAAGUCUUUGAGAAUAUGGGACACAACAACGGGAUAUUGUUUGAAGGCUCUUCGGGGCCACGUGGAUUGGGUACGGGAUGUUUGCCCAUCACUAGACGGACAAUUUGUGCUAUCUGCGGGCAGUGACCACACUGCACGACUCUGGGACAUUUCGGUCCCCAACCCAGAAAACAAACUAACACUGAUUGGACACGAAAAUGCCGUGGGCUGCUGCACAUUUGCACCACCGGCAGCAUAUGUACACUUGGCAACGAUGGCUGGCUUGAAGAAGCCGCCGGCCGCCAACAGUUCAGCAGAAUUCCUUGCCACAGGCUCCCGCGACAAGACUAUCAGAUUAUGGGAUGGACGAGGCAUCUGCUUCAAGACUCUCGUCGGGCACGAUAACUGGGUAUCGUCUCUUGUUUUCCACCCUGGCGGCAAGUACCUGCUUUCCUGCGCGGACGAUAAGACGAUACGAUGCUGGGACUUGAGCCAGGAAGGCAAAUGUGUCAAGGUCCUGGACGGAGCGCACACACAUUUUGUGACCUGUCUGAGAUGGGCACCUUGCAUUCAAAAGGACGGCGGGGCAGUCAAUGGAAACGGUACACAAGAGCAAGGAUCUGAGAAUGAUGGGAGUUUGAAGAAGAGCGUAGGCCCGGCGGAUGCUUCAGAGGCGCAGAUAAGAUGUGUAAUUGCAACAGGGAGCGUCGACUUGACGCUUAGGAUAUGGGCAAAUUAG
Messenger RNA from Pochonia chlamydosporia 170, 1413 nucleotides. Its product is annotated as nuclear migration protein NudF. The record is from RefSeq and is a predicted model, not a curated record. Bases 1 to 1413 code for a protein of 470 amino acids. NCBI's taxonomy places the organism in Eukaryota, Fungi, Ascomycota, Sordariomycetes, Hypocreales, Clavicipitaceae. The transcript has 3 exons. Gene Ontology annotation, molecular function: protein binding.